UCUAGCGCUGUCUUUUUGGUCCCAACGUGGGUCCGCUGGCGAUGGCGGCGCUGGUAGCGGCCGAGGCCGCAGACUCUUGCAGCCGAAACGGCCCGGGCAGAGGUCGAGCCCCUCGGGGCCGCUUGGCCAAUCAGAUCCCAGCUGAGAUCCUGAACAAUCCCCAGCUGCAGGCGGCCAUCCAAGUCCUGCCUUCCAACUAUAACUUUGAGAUUCCCAAGACCAUCUGGAGGAUCCAACAGGCCCAGGCCAAGAAGGUGGCCUUACAAAUGCCCGAAGGCCUCCUCCUCUUCGCCUGUACCAUUGUGGAUAUCUUGGAAAGGUUCACAGAGGCCGAAGUGAUGGUGAUGGGCGACGUGACCUACGGGGCUUGCUGUGUGGACGACUUCACUGCAAGAGCCCUGGGGGCUGACUUCCUGGUGCACUAUGGCCACAGCUGCCUGGUUCCCAUGGACACCUCGGCCCAAGACUUCCGGGUGCUGUAUGUCUUUGUGGACAUCCGGAUAGACACUGCCCACCUCCUGGACUCUAUCCGCCUCACCUUUCCCCCAGCCAGCGCCCUCGCGCUGGUCAGCACCAUUCAGUUCGUGUCAACCUUGCAGGCAGCUGCCCAAGAGCUGAAAGCUGAGUAUCGUGUGAGUGUCCCACAGUGCAAGCCCCUGUCCCCUGGGGAGAUUCUGGGCUGCACAUCCCCCUGCCUACCCAAGGAGGUGGAGGCUGUGGUGUAUCUUGGAGAUGGCCGCUUCCACCUGGAGUCUGUCAUGAUCGCCAACCCCAACAUCUCCGCUUACCGAUAUGACCCUUACAGCAAGGUCCUGUCCAGAGAGCACUAUGACCACCAGCGCAUGCAGGCCAACCGCCAGGAAGCCAUAGCCACUGCCCGCUCAGCUAAAUCCUGGGGUCUCAUCCUGGGCACUUUGGGCCGCCAAGGCAGUCCCAAGAUCCUGGAGCACCUGGAAUCUCGGCUCCAAGCCUUGGGACUUCCCUUCGUGAGGCUGCUGCUCUCUGAGAUCUUCCCCAGCAAGCUCAGCCUCCUUCCUGAGGUGGAUGUGUGGGUGCAGGUGGCAUGUCCACGCCUGUCCAUCGACUGGGGUACAGCCUUCCCCAAGCCGCUGCUCACGCCCUAUGAGGCGGCGGUGGCCUUGAGGGACAUUUCCUGGCAGCAGCCCUACCCUAUGGACUUCUACGCCAGCAGCUCCUUGGGGCCGUGGACGGUGAACCACGGGCGGGAUCGGCUGCUCCAGGUCCCAGGCCGGCCGGGCCUAGAGAAGGUUCAGGGGGGGCCCGCGCGCCCCUCUCCAGCCGCGGCUUGCGAGGCUUGCAGCUGCAGAGGCGAGGAGGUGUCGGCGAUCGCUCCCUGAGACGCUCCUGGUUCCCAGGACCCUGCCCUCCGGAGGAGCAGCCUCGAGGCUGGUGGUUUUCCGAACAGGAAGCAGACGUUUUCUUGGCCCUGGAAGAACCCACGGCGUGCAGAGGUCUGGAGGAAGCUCUGGGAAUGGUGGCACAGGCACUGAACAAGCUGGGGCCUUUCGAUGGGAUCCUUGGUUUCAGCCAGGGGGCCGCGCUAGCAGCUCUUGUGUGUGCCCUUGGCCAAGGCGGUGAUCCCCGCUUUCCUUUGCCCCGGUUUGUCAUACUUGUAUCUGGUUUCUGCCCGCGGGGCCUUGGCCUCAUGGAACCCAUCAUGCAGGGCCCCUUGUCACUGCCUUCCCUCCAUGUUUUUGGGGACACUGACGGCGUCAUCCCCUCUCAGGAGAGUAUGCAGCUAUGUAGCCGAUUCGAUGGAGCCGUCACCCUUACCCACUCUGGUGGCCACUUCAUUCCAGCAGCCGCACCCCAGCGCCAGGCCUACCUCAAGUUCUUGGACCAGUUUGCAAACUGAAAGCUCUGUAAAGGCCUUUGCCUUUGCAUCCCCUUUCCACUCGACCACCACCCGCCACCCACCCCCGCCCCGAACCAUGACCUUGAUGCAACCUCUGUAAUCCCUGCGUUUAUUUUCCUACCUAGAAAUCUCCCCUGCUAUUAGGGCACCUCACCAUCUCCAAUUAAGAGACAAAUAUCAGUACUUAAGACUCAAAUCAUAGAAGCCUAGCUCUGCACUCCAAGAAAAAAAGGGGGGCAGGAUUAGGAGGCCUCAGUGGACUUCGACCUUGGCAUCCUGAAUGAGUGGGGGGUGCCAGGAAAAGCUGAGACCGGCAGUACUGACUACCACACAAUAAAGUGAUUUGGAUUUUGA
Capra hircus (goat) is the source of this 2230-nucleotide messenger RNA. It is a transcript of the gene DPH1, whose product is annotated as diphthamide biosynthesis 1. Lineage: Eukaryota; Metazoa; Chordata; Mammalia; Artiodactyla; Bovidae. Gene Ontology annotation, molecular function: 2-(3-amino-3-carboxypropyl)histidine synthase activity. The transcript is spliced from 13 exons. The record is from RefSeq and is a predicted model, not a curated record. Gene Ontology annotation, biological process: protein histidyl modification to diphthamide. The coding region runs from base 42 to 1358 and encodes 438 amino acids.